Molecule: messenger RNA, 1481 nt
Organism: Rhodamnia argentea
Lineage: Eukaryota; Viridiplantae; Streptophyta; Magnoliopsida; Myrtales; Myrtaceae
Product: transcription factor bHLH79
Exons: 6
Coding region: 257-1090 (277 amino acids)
Biological process (GO): regulation of DNA-templated transcription
Cellular component (GO): nucleus
Molecular function (GO): DNA-binding transcription factor activity; protein dimerization activity
Source: RefSeq, a predicted model, not a curated record
CUCUCUCUCUCCUAAACACUACAUAAGCAGCCCCAUCAACCCGCAAAGCUAGACCUCCCCAGCCUGCAUUACUCACUUGACUCGUUUCACUCCUUCAAAAGCUCCAAAACAACUCUCGUCAGUCAUGAACCAGAGAGAAGAUUACAAGCUGUAAAAGAAAAAAAGAACGAGAAAAGAAAAGUUUCCACCUUUCUGUUAGCCGAGCUCUCGGACCAGAUUCCUGUACAGUUGUUGAUUCUGGGUCCGUUUUUAAAAGAUGGAUCCUCCAAUUGUCAACGAAUCUUCCUUCUCCGCUGCGAACCCAUCUUCCUACAGCUUAGCUGAGAUUUGGCCGUUCAAUGGGGAGCCGGGUAAUGGCGGGUUGGGGCUCCGAAUGGGAAAUUUGAGCGGGUUCUUGGAUAGUCAAAUGAACCGGGACGGGUCGGCGGAGGUAUCCACCGUGACGGAGCAGAGCGGUGGUGGAGGAAUUGGGAGGAAGAGGAAGGAUGUGAGUUCCGAGGACGAGUCUUCCAAAAUGGUGUCCACUAGUAGUGCCGGCGAUUUGAACAUAUCAAACGGAAAACGCAUGAAGUCACUGGUUUCAAGGCAUGACAAUGGUGGAUGGAGAGCUGAAGGAGAGUCGAGUUCUCCUGCUGGUCAUAAGCAGGCUGAACAGAUUGCAAAACCCUCUGAGCCACCAAAGAAGGAUUAUAUUCAUGUCAGAGCACGACGAGGCCAAGCUACGGAUAGUCAUAGCCUAGCUGAGAGAGCAAGGAGAGAAAAGAUCAGUGAGCGGAUGAAGAUUCUUCAAGACUUAGUCCCUGGAUGCAACAAGGUUAUUGGAAAAGCACUUGUCCUUGAUGAGAUUAUCAACUACAUUCAGUCACUGCAGAAUCAGGUCGAGUUCUUAUCCAUGAAGCUUGAAGCAGUCAAUUCAAGGAUGAACAUCAAUCCUACUAUUGAUGGAUUUCCAGCAAAAGAUCUAGGUGCGCAGCCAUUUGAUGCGACUGGGAUGAUGUAUGCCUCGCAAGCAGCAAGACAGUAUGGUCAAGGAUCGCAAACAGAAUGGUUGCAUAUGCAGUUGCGUGGGGGUUUCGAGAGGCCGAUGUGAGCUCAAGAAGCACAGCACAUUGGCUCUAAAUGCACUGUGGAAUAAGAUGCCUCUGAGAGAUCAGUGACCGGGCACCGGAGAGAAAUUACAUCCUGUGGACGAAUUAGCACACACGCCCCAUCGAUUCGUAAAGUUGUAGAUCCUUCUCUUUGUAGAAAGCGCAGCUAGAUCCAUAUUACGUCUUAGUCGAUUUAAUGUGAUUACUUCCGAUUUCUUUCCGCACUUGGAAGGCAAAUUUGUUAGGGGGAAAUUCUGAAUCAUCAUUAGUUAGAUGAUCAAAGGGUCGUGCUUUGUGAGAUCAGUAGUGAAAUACAGUUCUGUUGACUUUUCUUCAGUCACUGGUACCAAUAGAUGACUUGGAAUGAUAUAUACAUCGCAUAUUCUAGAUCAA